CGUGAUUUUGAACAACAAGAUGUCCGUGAACUGGUGUAAAUUGAGUCACUUUUCUACGUUGUUUUCAUGGGAUUUUGGCUUGCAAAGGAGGCUUGUUUUGGACGCUGUUUAAGAUCGAUGCAUCUUACAGGGGAAUUUCAUCUUUUAUGGAGAAAAUAAUUACAGUUAAGCAAGAACCUAUUGAUGAUGCAUAUCCAACACCACUAUCAACCACAACAACAACAACAAAAACAACAGCAUCAACUACCAGUAUCACAACAGCAGCACAGAAUGUAACCACAAAAACCACAGCUGUGGUCACCAUACCUUCAGGAACGGUGGUAACAGGAACAGGACCUGUAACAACUGUGCCUGCAUCAGAACCUCAAAUAUUUUUCAUACAGCCCAAACCAGAAGUUCAGAAACAGCAAUGUGCUGGUACACAAGCUACUACUAUAGCAACAACAGUGGCAAGGACGAUUACAACAGCUGCCCAGUCAAAGCCUCCCUUAGUAGUCAUUUCUGGUAGUCCCAUUAAGCUGACACCCUUAUCAAGAGGAGGUGCAGCUCUUACAGGUGCACAGACAAACUCCAGUUCCACUGGCAAUAUAACAUGCACUUUAGUUCAUGUACAGCCAUUUACAAAUAAACAGCACAUUGCUCCUAAAACAGGAAGUUCUCCAAGCAAGCAAACUAUUCCAGUGCAGCUCCAAAAAUUGGUCCCCAUUAGUGUUGCAACUUCAUCUUUGACAAAGGUACAAACAGGCACGGCCCCUCAAUUCACAAUAGCUGCACCUGCUGGGUCUGUCUCUGGCAUGCGGCACAUUGCUCCCAAAGUGAACCUUGUAUCAGCAGUUCCAACAGGACAGGCUGUUCAAUUAACAACACCUACAGUGCAAGUCAGAAACAUUGCUCCUGCUGUGGAGAAGACUGCUCAAGUUCCUCAGCAGCUGGCACCAAAGCCAGUCCAGACUCAAGUAGCCAGCGGUGGUCAGCAACAAAGACUCAUUGUCCCAGCCUUGCCUUCUACAUUACCUCAGAUAGCAACAACAGGAGCUUCAGGCAGCCUUCAGUUUCCCCAUGGUGUAAUUAGUGGUGGGGUAGUUUAUCUCCCUCAGCAAGCUCUUGCUUCUGGAGGUUUUCCUAUUGCAGUACCUUUACAGGCUAAUGCCAUUAAUACUCAAGCACAAGGAGGAAUGACUGUUAAUGGCAGUUCUCCUGAAUCAUCACCUCCCAACAGACCUCGGAAGCCUUGUAACUGCACAAAGUCACAAUGUCUUAAAUUGUACUGUGAUUGUUUUGCAAAUGGAGAAUUCUGUAGCAAUUGUAAUUGUGUCAAUUGCUCUAACAAUAUGGACCAUGAAAAGGAGAGGAGCAAGGCCAUUAAGGCUUGUUUGGAGAGGAAUCCUCAAGCUUUUCACCCUAAAAUUGGUAAAGGAAGGGGUGAUUCUGAUAGGCGGCAUAACAAAGGUUGUCAUUGUAAGCGUUCAGGAUGCCUCAAGAACUACUGUGAAUGUUAUGAGGCCAAGAUUUUAUGUACAAAUCUUUGUAAAUGCACAGGAUGUAAGAAUUUUGAGGAAAGUCCCGAGAGGAAAACUCUCAUGCACUUAGCAGAUGCUGCAGAGGUUCGUGUAAAGCAACAGAAUGCUGCCCGAACCAAGUUGGAAUCUCAAAUAGAAGACCUCCCAUCCCGCCCAACUUUCUUAACAAACUCUGGAGAAAGACUUCCCUUCUCGUUUGUAACAGAUGAAGUGGUACAAGUAACCUGUCAGUGUCUCCUGGAGCAAGCCUCAGAGGCAGAAAAUCUGGGACAGUCCCAGGCAGAGAUAGAAAAAAUGAUUCUUGAAGAAUUUGGCCGGUGCUUGCUGCAGAUUAUCCACACGGCGAAUGGGACGAAAGAAUGAUUCCUGUUCUUGGUCGUCCAGCCAAUCCUGCGUGCAGGGACUGCGUUUAAGUUAUCACCCAUUUGCGGAUUUUAUUAUGUCUUUUUUCCGGCUCUGGAAACUAGACAUCGUCGUCUGAAUUUUUAACUCGUACCUAUAGUAGUGUAAAUAGAAAGUUUGCAACAUUUUCGCCUGUUAACAAUUUUGAACGCUCAGUGUAAAUAUAAUGCUGUGUUGACUAAACUUGCUAUCCUUGUGGUGCGCAUGUUGCGCGGGACACCCGAGGGCCCUCUGAGGAAAACCCGUGGACACAAGAAUCACUAGGAAACGUCUGGGACGUUAAAGAAUUUUUAUGGGAUAGGCGUAUGUGAGUUCUUGUAACUGAUCUUCUCUGUACGUCAUGUGUAUUUCAACUCAAUUCACUGUUGUUUGUUGUUGUCUAUCCAGGAAUAAAAGUCUGUUAAUAUAUAUA
Messenger RNA from Pocillopora damicornis (cauliflower coral), 2334 nucleotides. RefSeq names its product protein lin-54 homolog. Lineage: Eukaryota; Metazoa; Cnidaria; Anthozoa; Scleractinia; Pocilloporidae. Gene Ontology annotation, cellular component: nucleus. Gene Ontology annotation, biological process: regulation of DNA-templated transcription. The record is from RefSeq and is a predicted model, not a curated record.